Molecule: messenger RNA, 1898 nt
Organism: Phodopus roborovskii (desert hamster)
Lineage: Eukaryota; Metazoa; Chordata; Mammalia; Rodentia; Cricetidae
Gene: Slc8b1
Product: solute carrier family 8 member B1
Exons: 15
Coding region: 76-1833 (585 amino acids)
Biological process (GO): intracellular calcium ion homeostasis; calcium export from the mitochondrion
Cellular component (GO): membrane
Molecular function (GO): calcium:sodium antiporter activity
Source: RefSeq, a predicted model, not a curated record
GCACUGGAGUACGGGAGUGACCAGCCCUUUGCAACUGAAGCAAGCAGAGGGGGCUGGCCUGGCCCCAAGGGGCUGAUGGCAGGCAGAUGGCUGGGUCUGCGCUGGGCAGCUGGCUUCCUGUACGUGCCUCUGAUAAUGGAGACGGCUUCUGGGGCCAGAGAUCCACCCGUGAAGGCCCAUGAGUACAUCCAGUUUUCAGCCCGAGGUGUCAACUGGACUGCCAUGGCAGACUGCCGCGCCGUGUGUAGCCUGAACACUUCUGACCGCUGCGACUUUGUCAGGGUGAACCCCGACUGCCACAGUGCGGGGGGCUACCUGGACUACCUUGAGGGCAUCUUCUGCCACUUUCCCCCCAACCUCCUCCCUCUGGCCAUCACCCUCUAUGUUUUCUGGCUACUUUACCUCUUUCUGAUCCUGGGAGUCACUGCAGCUAAGUUCUUCUGCCCUAACUUGUCAGCCAUCUCCACCAAUCUCAAGCUGUCCCACAAUGUGGCUGGUGUCACCUUCUUGGCCUUCGGGAACGGAGCCCCAGAUAUCUUCAGCGCUCUAGUGGCUUUCUCAGACCCACGCACGGCUGGCCUGGCCAUUGGGGCUCUGUUUGGUGCAGGGGUGCUGGUCACUACUGUGGUGGCCGGAGGCAUCACCAUCCUGCACCCUUUCAUGGCUGCCUCCAGGCCCUUCCUCAGGGACAUCGCUUUCUAUAUGGCGGCUGUGUUCCUAACCUUCACUGCACUCUAUCUCGGCAAGAUCACGCUGGCGUGGGCACUGGGUUACCUGGGUCUCUAUGUGUUCUACGUGGUAACGGUCAUUCUCUGCACUUGGGUCUACCAACGGCAGCGUAGCAGGUCUCUGGUCCAGUCCACGCCCGAGACACCAGAGAUACUGUCUGAUUCAGAAGAUGAUCAGGUGUCUUCCAACACCAACAGCUAUGACUAUGGAGAUGAAUAUCGGCCUCUGUUGCUGGGUCAGGAGACCACUGCCCAAAUCCUGAUCCAAGCCCUGAAUCCCUUGGACUACAGGAAGUGGAGGACCCAGUCGAUGUCCUGGAGGCUCCUGAAGGUGGCCAAGUUGCCUGUGGAGUUCUUUCUGCUGCUCACUGUACCCGUCGUGGAUCCUGACAAGGAUGAUCGGAAUUGGAAGCGGCCACUCAACUGUCUGCAGCUGGUCAUCAGCCCCCUGGUCCUGGUCCUGACCCUGCAGUCGGGGGUCUACGGCAUCUAUGAGAUUGGCGGCCUCCUUCCUGUCUGGGCUGUGGUGGUGAUCGUGGGCACAGCUCUGGCCUCAGUGACCUUCUUUGCCACAACUAACAGAGAGCCCCCUAGAUUUCACUGGCUCUUUGCCUUCUUGGGCUUCCUGACCAGUGCCUUGUGGAUCAAUGCAGCAGCCACCGAGGUGGUGAACAUCUUGCGGUCCCUGGGCGUGGUCUUCCGUCUGAGCAACACUGUACUAGGGCUCACUCUCCUGGCCUGGGGGAACAGCAUUGGAGAUGCCUUCUCAGAUUUCACGCUGGCCCGCCAGGGCUACCCUCGGAUGGCAUUCUCUGCCUGUUUCGGUGGCAUCAUUUUCAAUAUCCUGGUGGGUGUGGGGCUGGGCUGCUUGCUGCAGAUCGCCCGGAACCAUACUGCAGAGGUGAAGCUGGAGCCAGAUGGACUGCUGGUGUGGGUGCUGGCCAGCGCCCUGGGGCUCAGCCUCGUCUUCUCGCUGGUCUCGGUGCCGACUCAGUGUUUCCAGCUCAGCAAGGCAUACGGUCUCUGCCUGCUCCUCUUCUAUGCCACUUUCCUUGUUGUGGUCCUACUCACGGAAUUUGGGGUGAUCCACUUGAAGAGGGUCUGACUGAAGCUGCUUGGUGAUUCCCCUAGCCUCCUGAUGGGAGAACUGGAGGGGGGGCUCCUGUAGUU